Molossus molossus (Pallas's mastiff bat) is the source of this 4991-nucleotide messenger RNA. RefSeq names its product coiled-coil domain containing 186 (gene CCDC186). Gene Ontology annotation, molecular function: small GTPase binding. Gene Ontology annotation, cellular component: trans-Golgi network. NCBI's taxonomy places the organism in Eukaryota, Metazoa, Chordata, Mammalia, Chiroptera, Molossidae. The record is from RefSeq and is a predicted model, not a curated record. Gene Ontology annotation, biological process: vesicle cytoskeletal trafficking. The transcript has 17 exons. Bases 215 to 2929 code for a protein of 904 amino acids.
UGUGUCAGCUCCGCGGGGGUUUGGUGAAGCCGCGGCGGAAAGAGCGCGGCGCCAGCUCUCUUUUCCACCGCAGCCCCCCGCUUCUCCUGGUGUGCCGCACCCCACUAUGGAGAAGUUGGUUCCUAAGCCGGAGCACCAGCGGCCUCACUAGGGGUGCGGCCUGAGGCUCGGAGAAGUGGGAUGUAAAACGAAGAUCAGGAACCGAUUUGAAGAAAUGCAGAGUGAAUUGGUGCCAGUCAGCAUGUCAGAGACAGAGCACGUAGCCUCUGAUAAAAAUACUGGGAAAACAUCUGAACUAAAGGAAGACUCAUGCAACUCGUUUUCUGGGGAUGAAAGCAGCAGCUUAGAAAAUGAGUCCAAACUAUUGUUGUUAAACUUUGAUAAAACUUCAUGUCAGCCUAAUGAACACAAUAAUCAAGUUGAAGCACAGGAAAAUUAUAUGCCAGAUCAUGGUGGAGGUGAGGAUUCUUGUGCUAACACAGACGUAUGCCCAGAAAAUUCUGAACAAGUAGCUAAUUUUCCUGAUGGAGAUUUUACAAAGCAAGUUUUGAAAACAAAUGAAACCGAACAGACAGUAAGUCAAAUAUUGGCUGAAUUGAGGUCAUCUACAUUUACAGAAGCAGCUAGUCAAAAGACAUAUUCAGAAAGUCCCUAUGAUACAGACUGCACCAAGAAACUUAUUUCAAAAAUAAAGAAUGUUUCAGCCUCAGAAGAUUUGUUAGAAGAAAUAGAAUCUGAGCUCUUAUCUACGGAUUUUGCAGAACACCGAGUACCAAAUGGGAUGAAUAAGGGAGAGCAUGCAUUAAUUAUGUUUGAAAAGUGUGUGCAAGAUAAGUAUUUGCAGCAGGAGCAUACCAUAAAGAAGUUAAUUAAAGAAAAUAAGAAGCAUCAGGAACUCAUCCUAGACAUAUGUUCAGAAAAAGACACUUUAAGAGAAGAACUAAAAAAAAGAACAGAAACAGAGAAGCAGCAUAUGAACACAAUCAAACAGUUAGAAUCAAGAAUAGAGGAACUUAAUAAAGAAAUUAAAGCUGCCAAAGAUAAACUAACAGCUCAAGAUACUGCAGCUAAAAAUGCAGUUCAGCAGUUGCACAAAGAAAUGGCCCAUCGGAUGGAACAGGCCAAUAAGAAAUGUGAAGAGGCUCGCCAGGAAAAAGAAGCAAUGGUAAUGAAGUAUGUAAGAGGUGAGAAAGAAUCUUUAGACCUUCGAAAGGAAAAAGAGAUACUUGAGAGAAAACUUAGAGAUGCAAAUAAAGAAUCUGAGAAAAACACUAACAAAAUUAAGCUGCUGGGUCAGGAGAAAGCACGGUUGCACCAGCUAUAUGAAGCAAAGGAAGGUGAAGCUACUAGACUCAUCAGAGAAAUAGACAAAUUAAAGGAAGAUAUCAACUCUCACAUCAUUAAAGUAAAAUGGGCACAAAACAAAUUAAAAGUGGAAAUGGAUUCACACAAGGAAACCAAAGAUAAACUUAAAGAGACAACAACAAAGUUAACCCAGGCUAAGGAAGAAGCAGAUCAAAUACGAAAAAAUUGUCAGGAUAUGAUAAAAACAUACCAGGAGUCAGAAGAAAUUAAAUCAAAUGAGCUUGAUGCCAAGCUUAGAGUCACAAAAGGAGAGCUUGAAAAACAAAUGCAAGAAAAAUCUGACCAGCUAGAGAUGCAUCAUGCCAAAAUAAAGGAACUAGAAGAUCUGAAGAGGACAUUUAAGGAGGGCAUGGAUGAGCUACGAACACUGAGAACAAAGGUGAAAUGUCUAGAAGAUGAACGAUUAAGAACAGAAGAUGAAUUAUCAAAAUAUAAGGAAAUUAUUAAUCGCCAAAAAGCUGAAAUUCAGAACUUACUGGACAAAAUGAAAAUUGCAGAUCAGAUACAGGAGCAACAUCAAAGAGGUAAACAAGAAAUUGAAAAUUUGAAGGAAGAAGUGGCAAGUCUUAAUUCUUUGAUUAAUGACCUGCAAAAAGACAUCGAAGGCAGUAGGAAAAGAGAAUCUGAGCUACUGCUGUUUACAGAAAAGCUCACUAGUAAGAAUGCACAACUUCAGUCCGAAUCCAAUUCUUUACAGUCACAGUGCGAUAAACUUUCCUGUAGUGAAAGUCAGUUACAAAGCCACUGUGAACAAAUGAAACAGACAAAUACGAAUUUGGAAAGUAGAUUGUUGAAAGAGGAGGAACUGCGAAAAGAGGAGGUCCAAACUCUGCAAGGUGAACUCGCUUGUAAACAAACAGAAGUUAAAGCACUGAGUACCCAGGUCGAAGAAUUAAAAGACGAAUUAGUAACUCAAAGACGUAAGCAUGCCUCUAGUGUCAAGGAUCUUACCAAACAACUCCAGCAAGCACGAAGAAAGUUAGAUCAGAUCGAGAAUGGAAGCUAUGAUAAAGAAGUCAGCAGCAUGGGAAGUCGUUCUAGUUCAUCAGGGUCCAUCAAUGUUCGAAGCAGUGCAGAAGAUCGAUCUCCAGAAAAUACCGGGUCGACAGUUGCUGUGGAUAACUUUCCAGAAGUAGACAAGGCUAUGUUGAUUGAGAGAAUAGUGAGGCUGCAAAAAGCACAUGCCCGGAAACAUGAAAAGAUAGAAUUUAUGGAGGAUCACAUCAAACAAUUGGUGGAAGAAAUUAGAAAAAAAACGAAAAUAAUUCAGAGUUACAUUUUACGGGAAGAGUCAGGCACCCUUUCUUCAGAGGCAUCUGAUUUUAACAAAGUCCACUUGAGUAGACGGGGUGGCAUCAUGGCCUCUUUAUACACGUCACAUCCAGCCGAUAGUGGAUUAACACUGGAACUCUCUUUGGAGAUCAACCGAAAAUUACAGGCGGUUUUGGAAGACACGUUACUAAAAAAUAUUACUUUGAAGGAAAAUCUGCAAACACUUGGAACAGAAAUAGAACGACUUAUUAAACACCAGCAUGAACUAGAACAGAGGACGAAGAAAACCUAACACAAACUGCUACUCAGUAAAGAGACAAAAACCACACAAGGAGCAGUAAUUUAUCAGAAUAAAGAAAAUAAGAGGGUAAGUGCAAUCAAAUCUGAAUUAUUUUCACAUUUGCUUCUAGACAUACCUUUGAUACUCCCAAAGACUAGAGUAGCCAAUGUAACUAAAUUUUUCAGCUUCUUACGUGAUAUAGAUUCAAACACUACAAUGUUUUGUUGUUUUUUUCCUCCUAAGAUGCAAAAUGUAUUAAUGGAAACCAAAUAGUGAUCAAAUCUGGUGUCCUAUGUCUAUACACUUUUUAAAAAGGUAUACACAUUUAUUACAUACAAAAUUGAAACAUUCCGGUAUUGACAUUAGUGUCAGCAUUCAUUUGGAGAAGUUUAAUUUUGAAACAAUUAUAGAAGAAAGCUAUGGUAAACCAUAUUUUGACUUAUUGUUACCCCUGCCCCUUACAAAGAAAUAUAAGAAACUGUGGAAAACGUUUGAAGAAAUACAUUAUUUUCUUUUUGUUCUUUAGUUUCUACUGUACCCUUUUUAUAUGGAUCAGGACUGAGCAAAAUGUAUAAAGAUGUGCAUAUAUCAGAUUACUGUCUCUACACUGAUUCACAAACAGCUCCUGAUUUAAGGAGUUAGAGGGUCUUCUACCCUUACUGUGUUGAAUAUAUGGAGAGAAGAAUGGGGUAUCCAGAUAAGGAAAAUGGUUUGGAUAAAUCUCAGAUCUGGGGGGAAAUUUUUUUAUGUGUUCAUUAUGAGUUAUACACAUCAAAGGCUGUUUUUGUUAGUGCUAGUUUGGUUUCUUUGAGCAGGAAAUGAUUGUGUGAAUGUGUGUGUAUUUGUGUACACUUCCCCAGGUUUCAGUUUUAAAGUGAAUGCUUACUGUGACUCCUUUUUCCCAUGCCCCUUCAAACUUUAGCCUGUUAAGUUUUAAGGAUUGAAAGUAGUGGGUUUGAGCAGCAUAAUGAGUUUGAGCUGUGGUGUUUUCUUUUUAAAUUUCUUCAUCAUGAUUUUAAAUGAUUUAUCUUCAAAUUAAAUUUUAUCAGGUUACCAACAUGUUAUUUAUUCAUUUAAUAAACACAUUUCUUGAAAACCUAUUAUUGCCAGGCACCAUACCGGGUACUGUGAUUAUCUUAGUGAACAGGCCAGACAGAGCAGUUGCUGCCCUUGGAGCUUAUGGUCUAGUGAAAAUAUCCGGAGGAAGUAGGGGCAGCCCUCUGAGCCUCUGCAGCGCACAGCCAGCCUGUGGGAAGAGGGUUAGUCCACCUGCAUAAGAAGGCAGCCCAGAAAUCUCACUCUGGCAUGCAUCUCUGGGAAAUGAAUCCUGAGGUACGCUGAGAUCAGACUACUGUUUUCUUGGUAGUUACACACAUUUCCAUACUUCUCUCACAGUUUGAUGUUUAAUUAUUCCUUAAGAAAAAGGAAAAAAAAUCCAAAGACCACAAAAUGGCAUUCAGUUUUUGCCAUUUUAGUAAAUUAUUAAUUCCUACUUGAUGCUCGUAAAGAUGAUCUAAUCAUGCUGUCACGUGUGUUUCCAAACUGUUUUGCUGUAUAUUAUUUUCUAAAGAUUUUUACAUACAAAUUUAGACCAAUAUUUACCAGUAGAAGAAAACAAAUUUAAUAUUGUAAAUGUUAUAUAUGCUGCCCUGGUGAAAAUAUUUUUAUCAAUCAUGUUGUUGUUCAAUAUGGUUAAUUUGCCUUAUGAAUGUUAACUCCAGUAGCUUAUUUUUCAAUAAUUUUUUUAUUUUAAAACAAAACAAUUCUUUUUUGACACUAAGAUUAUUCAUUUUUAAUACCAGUUGGUGGCACUAGAAACCGAAAAAUUUUUCAAAACUGGACAAAAGAAAAUAAUUGGAAAAAUCUCCAAACAUCAAGAAUUUUCAGGAAAAUAUAUGAAAAAUAUAAUUGUAUAUUAAAGUUAUAUUUUUCUCCUGGACUGGAAUCUUUUUUUAAAAUGCAAUAUGGCUGUCCAUUUACACUAUGAUGAUGAAACUUGUUUAUCUUCCAAAGUUCAUACAUAUAUAUAGGUAUAUAUACGCGUGCAUUGUACAGAUAAUCUCUAAUUUGAUUA